AUGCCGUUAGAAUCCAAAUCAGCUCAAAAGAUGUCAUAUGUUCCCUUUGGAAAAACGGGAAUGAAAGUAUCACGUUUCUGUUUAGGUUGUAUGUCAUUUGGCUCUUCUCGAUGGAAAGCCUGGGUGAAGGACGAAAGAGAGUCUUUGGAAUUGAUCGGAAAGGCUUACAGGGCUGGCAUCAACUUUUUUGAUACAGCAGACAUGUACUCAAAUGGUGAAAGCGAGCGUUUGUUGGGAAAGGCCAUCAAGAAAUUUGAUAUACCUCGGUCUCAGAUUGUGAUAGCGACGAAAGUAUUCUUCAAUGUCUUUGAUGAAGUAUCAAGGCAGUGCUCAUGGGAUAAACGAAACGAAUGCACUUUUGAAUAUAUUAAUACCCUAGGCACGUCACGAAAACAUUUAUUUGAUGCUGUCAAUGCUUCCCUUGAGAGAUUAGGUGUGGGAUACAUUGACCUAUACCAGAUCCAUAGAUUUGACCCUCAAACAUCGAUUGAGGAGACCAUGGAAGCAUUAAAUGAUUUGGUACGUUCUGGUAAGGUCAGAUAUAUCGGUGCAAGCUCAGGUUAUACUUGGCAGUUUCAAAAAGCAAAUGCUAUAGCUGAAAGAAACGGAUGGGCCAAGUUUGUAUCUAUGCAGAACUUUUACAACCUUCUUUAUCGUGAAGAAGAGCGCGAGAUGAUCCCUUACUGCCAAGACAGCGGCAUCGCUAUCAUUCCAUGGUCACCCUUAGCUAAGGGUUAUUUGGCAGGUAGAAACAGAAAGACAGCACGUACAAGUUCGGAUAUGUCUAUUCCUUUCCUUUUUCAAACAGAAGAGGAUAGUAACAAUAAUGCUAUCAUCAACAGAGUUGUCAAGAUUGCUGUAAAUCACAAAUGCUCACCAGCCCAGAUUGCCCUAGCAUGGCUGUUAUCAAAACCUUAUGUUACUGCACCUAUCGUAGGCAUUACUGAUGAGUCACAAAUAGAUGAUAUGAUAGGCUCUCUUGAAAUAAGAUUAAGUAAGGAAGAUAUCAAAUACCUCGAAGAAAUAUAUGAACCACAUAGAGUUCGUGGUAUCUAA
Messenger RNA from Rhizopus microsporus ATCC 52813, 1056 nucleotides. RefSeq names its product Aldo/keto reductase. NCBI's taxonomy places the organism in Eukaryota, Fungi, Mucoromycota, Mucoromycetes, Mucorales, Rhizopodaceae. The record is from RefSeq and is a predicted model, not a curated record. Bases 1 to 1056 code for a protein of 351 amino acids. The transcript is spliced from 4 exons.